AUGCCUUUCAAUACCGCGCUCACAAAAACACUGGGGAUUAAAAUCCCCGUAGUGCAAGGAGGCAUGCACUGGGUAGGGUACGCCGAACUAGCCGCUGCCGUCAGUAACGCAGGGGGACUUGGUCUAGAAAUUCGGAAAUGUCGAUCAUUGACCAACAGGCCAUUCGGCGUGAACAUCACUCUCCUCCCCUCACUCAUGCCACCAGACUACGGCGCCUACGUUCAGGCUAUCAUUGACGAAGGGGUCAAAGUUGUUGAAACGGCUGGAAAUAACCCUGGGUCCGUUAUUAGACCACUCAAAGAGGCUAAUAUCAUCGUCAUCCACAAAUGCACGACUACACGUCAUGCCAAGUCAGCUGUGAAACUAGGAGCGGACUUUUUAUCGAUCGAUGGGUUUGAAUGUGGUGGCCAUGUUGGAGAGGAUGACCUGACUAAUUUAAUCCUUUUAAACCGGGCAAGGCAGGUAUUGAGUGUGCCGUUUAUUGCUUCUGGGGGCUUCGCAGAUGGACAUGGUCUAGCUGCUGCGUUGGCGCUGGGAGCAGAGGGCAUCAAUAUGGGGACACGUUUUAUGUGUACGGUGGAAGCACCUAUUCAUAUUAAGGUGAAAGAGGCGAUAGUAGCAGCCCAGGAAACGGAUACGGCAUUGGUGAUGAGGCGGUGGAAAAAUACUACGCGAUUAUAUGCGAACAAAGUGGCGAAGGACGCUCUGAAAGUCGAAACUCAGAGUGAGAGCGGAAAGUUUGAAGAGAUUGCGCCGUAUGUAAAUGGGAAGCGCGGACAGCAGGUAUUUUUGGAGGGGGACGUGGAUUCCGGUGUAUGGACCGCCGGUCAGGUUAUUGGACUGAUCCACGACAUACCUACGUGCGCUGAUCUCUUAGCGCGAAUUGAGCAGGAGGCUCUGACUUCGAUGAAGAGGACAGAAUCACUGUGGACCGGUGAAGCCUCUCAGAGUAGGCUUUAG
This is a messenger RNA of Aspergillus oryzae RIB40, 960 nucleotides long. Its product is annotated as NAD(P)H-dependent flavin oxidoreductase. Lineage: Eukaryota; Fungi; Ascomycota; Eurotiomycetes; Eurotiales; Aspergillaceae. The transcript is spliced from 4 exons. Gene Ontology annotation, molecular function: nitronate monooxygenase activity. Bases 1 to 960 code for a protein of 319 amino acids. The record is from RefSeq and is a predicted model, not a curated record.